Messenger RNA from Papilio xuthus (Asian swallowtail), 2024 nucleotides. RefSeq lists its product as uncharacterized. Gene Ontology annotation, biological process: mitotic sister chromatid separation; meiotic chromosome condensation. The transcript is spliced from 10 exons. Gene Ontology annotation, cellular component: nucleus; condensin complex. The record is from RefSeq and is a predicted model, not a curated record. NCBI's taxonomy places the organism in Eukaryota, Metazoa, Arthropoda, Insecta, Lepidoptera, Papilionidae. Gene Ontology annotation, molecular function: chromatin binding. The coding region runs from base 3 to 1733 and encodes 576 amino acids.
AAAUGGCCACCGUUAUUAUUACGUUCUUUCUAAUCAUAAGAUUUUAUGUUCGUAAAAUGGACGCCGAUAGUUUGGAAACGCUUAGGGAAGGAAACUCGCAUCAGCGAGUAAAACGGUGGAGUAUGAACUCUCAAAGAUUGGAAGAAAUCGUGGCGGAGUUGAUGAAACCUAUUAGUGAUGUUCGCCGCAGUUUCGAUACAGACCUUUGUGCGCUUUUAGAAGAGUACCUAACAGAGGCGGGUCUCCGUGCGCUAGAGGCGAGUGAAGGUGACGGUUCCGGUGAGGAAAUUGAUGUGGUCCCCAACUUUGCAGAGCUGGCCCUAGUCCUGCAGCACUCCGCAAGUGUGUAUGGAAGGAAGGUGGAUUACCUUUAUCAACAUGUUCUACGAGUUAGUGACUCCUUACAUAACAGUGUCGGGGAAUCAGUCAGUUCCGGAGAGGAACCGCAGACACCGAACACAAGCCGUCGCAAGCGGAAAGCGUCAAUAAACAAUGAGUUUAGUACCAUAGAGCUGGAGGAAUGUCCCGGCUGCAGGCGGGAGCUGGACGUGUCCCGACCUCCGCCCACGUUACCCCGCCUGUACCUGCAGCUGGAGCCCCGCGCACCCACUGCAUAUGAUGCACAACUCCUCGACUACGAUGGAGAACCUAUCGGCAUGCUUGCUGAUCUACAUGUCACUUGGAGAUUACAGAACGGUUUCCUUGUCGACGAUCUAGCAGAACCGCCCAUAGACAAUGAAUCUAUAGGAGCUACUCAGCGCCCUCUAACUCUGACAGAACUACAGACAGAGUUUGACAAUGGUGCACCACCAGAUUCACCGCCACGUUGUUCCACACCAUUACCCAUCACCAAUGGAGAUGUCAAGGAUGAACAUGAUGAGGAACCAAGACCUAUGGAUAUGCUGGAUCUCUCACCGAUACUGGAUGAACCGGCCAAGAAGAAGCUGAAGAGAAAAAGGAAUAUGUCGGAUGAUGUUGUCAGCAUUUCUGUUACAUUGGUAAUAAGUGAUGAACAAAAACGUAGAAAUCGUGAAGAGCAUGAGUUCAGUUUACCGGACAAGUGGAUAACAAGAGUGAUAGAUAAACGGAAGAAACGAGCUCUUAUCGUGCGCAAAGAAUUAUUAGCACAUGAACCUAGACCACCUAAUUUAGAAUUUCGAGGCAUUUUAGACCCUAGAGAUAUUGAAGGGUUUCUCGGCUGGACUAAAUCAGAGAUAGCGGCCGCGCUGCUGGCUGCCAAACGUCCCGACGAAUCUGAUGAUGACGGCUUCUUCGAGCAGAGCUUCUUCGCUGAGUCGCCCACCGGUGAUAGACCAUCGCAUAUUUCACAACGUCAGAACUCAAGUGAGUCGGGCACGGAUCAGACGGACUGGCAGUCAUGGCGCGCGGAAGUGGUGCGCCGCGCCGCGCUCAGCGAGGGCAGAGUCGUCGACAUACAGGCCUCCGCCGCGGUGCUGCUCAAGCACGUGCAGCAGUCCCAGCACGCGCAGACACAGCACGGCCAGGACCAUGACCUCGUGCAUUGCGACAGACUCCUCAGCAUUGCUAAAGAACAAACUGAUGUCUCCAAGUUGUUCUUUGCAACGCUUUUCCUGGCUAAUGCUGGCAACAUUGAAAUGGUGCAAGGUCCACCAAUGACAACAAACUCUUUCUCAGUGCGUCUGUUGUCGACGGACGAGCGGCUGUACCGCACUGUGAUGCAGCAAAACUCGGAGCAACCGCUCCCACGGUGAAGUGAUAAAAUACUGUGCGUUAUGAAGAACAAUGGAUGAUGAAGGUUGACAGUGCAUCAUGAACAUUUUAAUGUGUGUGAGAACGCUCAAAUACAUGUGUUGUGUUUUGUGAGUUCUAAAAGCUAAAGAUUGUGUUGGGUAACUAAAUUCAAGCACAAUGGGACCAGAAUAUGAAUUUUGGGUGUUAUGGAAUUAUUGGUAAAGUUUCUGGAAAUCUGUGCCAUAAAUGUUUUGUAAAUAUUACGAAGUACAAUGUGUUCUGAAAUGUAUCAUCUGUAAGCGUAACUUCGA